Emiliania huxleyi CCMP1516 is the source of this 507-nucleotide messenger RNA. RefSeq lists its product as hypothetical. Bases 1 to 507 code for a protein of 168 amino acids. The transcript has a single exon. Lineage: Eukaryota; Haptophyta; Isochrysidales; Noelaerhabdaceae. Gene Ontology annotation, molecular function: protein binding. The record is from RefSeq and is a predicted model, not a curated record.
AUGUUUGGCAUCGGCAUGAAGGAGCGCGACGCCGCCGAGGUCACGGUGCCCCAUAUCGACCUCGCCAGCUUCACCGCCCUUAUCGACUACCUCUGCACCGAUGAGCUCGACCUCGGCGAGGAGGAGGGCAGGGCGCAGCGCGCGCUCGACCUGCGGGAGCUGGCGCAGAUGUACCAGGUGCCGCGCCUCGAGCUGCUCUGCGCGCAGGCGCUGCAGGAGAGCGUCGCGCCGGCGACCGCCGUGCCGCUGCUCGAGGCGGCGCACACGAUGGGCGACGGGCGGCUCCUCGCGCAGUGCCGCCGCUUCGUGGCCGACCACGCCGCCGAGGUGCGGGCGAGCGGCGGCGUGGAGCAGCUGCGCGACUUUGGCGUGGCCAAGGGGCUGCUCGGCGACGCGCUCGACCAGGUGGCGGAGCUGAAGGGGACGGUGGCGAAGCUCAAGGGGACGGUGGCGGCGCGCGACGUGGAGCUCGAGAAGGUCCGGGCGGAGGUGGCCGAGCGGGCAUGA